This is a messenger RNA of Manacus vitellinus (golden-collared manakin), 463 nucleotides long. It is a transcript of the gene OTP, whose product is annotated as orthopedia homeobox. Gene Ontology annotation, biological process: neuron differentiation. Bases 11 to 463 code for a protein of 150 amino acids. NCBI's taxonomy places the organism in Eukaryota, Metazoa, Chordata, Aves, Passeriformes, Pipridae. The transcript is spliced from 2 exons. Gene Ontology annotation, molecular function: DNA binding. The record is from RefSeq and is a predicted model, not a curated record.
GCGGUGCGCGAUGCUGUCUCACGCCGACCUCCUGGACGCCCGUCUCGGGAUGAAAGAUGCGGCUGAGCUGCUGGGACAUCGGGAGGCGGUGAAGUGUCGGCUGGGCGUAGGGGGCUCGGAUCCGGGGGGACACCCGGGAGACAUGCCUCCCAACUCGGACACGGUGGAAGGGACCACCCUGCUGCCGGGGGACGACAUCACCACGGUGGGAUCCAACCCCAGCUCCCUAGCCGUCAGCGCCAAAGACGCCGACAAGCAGCAAGGCCAGCAGGGCGGCCAGAACCCCAGCCAGGCCGGGCAGCAGCAGGGGCAGCAGAAGCAGAAGCGGCACCGCACCCGCUUCACGCCGGCGCAGCUCAACGAGCUGGAGAGGAGCUUCGCCAAGACUCACUACCCGGACAUCUUCAUGCGGGAGGAGCUGGCCCUGCGCAUCGGCCUCACCGAGUCCCGGGUGCAGGUAUGA